AUAUUAAUAAAUUCAUUAGACAGUUAUGUUUGAAGAAGUUCUUUGCCAAUCAGAAGGAAACUCAGAAGGAAGAGGUUGUAUUAAAAUACAAACAUACCGACUUAAAAACGAAAUCUAACUUUUUUCCCAAACACCUCAUCUCUGAUGAAAUUAAAGCAUUUGAGAUAAUGGUCAUGAAAGAGAUAAGACAAAUUAGGCCAUUGAAUAAAUACCAAUACAACAUGUCAA
Pelobates cultripes (western spadefoot toad) is the source of this 228-nucleotide messenger RNA. Lineage: Eukaryota; Metazoa; Chordata; Amphibia; Anura; Pelobatidae. The record is from the annotation of a GenBank genome assembly.